AUCCAUCCGAGCAUUUGUAUUUUCAGUUUCCGUUGCGUGGUAGUUUAAAAACUGGAAAUAUGGCGUUGUUGUGUAGGCACAAAUCAUCAGAUCCAGAAAGUGGCGCUUGCAAUUGCUUGCCCAUGCACUUAAUCCACAUGGAAAUGGCAAAAGCAGAAGUAAGUUCCGUUAGCAUACCAGCACAAGAACCACAAAGGGCUGCUUCACCUCAUCACUCUAGGACGCCUCUCCUUCAUUUUUUGGAUGACCCACGAGAGUCAAGAGAAAAAUACCGAAGGGUAUGCGUUCCCCUUCACAAUGCGGCCAUGAAAGGUAACUGGGAAGCAGCGAAGCGCAUCUUAGAAAAUGAUUGGGCUAUACUUCGUGCUGCCAUAACCUUGCGCUGGGCGACAGUUCUCCAUGUCGCCACAGGAGCGAAUCAAAUUCCCUUUGUGGAAGAGCUGGUGAAGAUUAUGGAUCCACAAGACUUGGAAUUGCAAGAUGUGAAUGGUAACACCGCGUUUUGCAUUGCUGCAGCAACUGGGAAUUUGCAGAUUGUUAAGAUAAUGGAAAGUAAGAACAAGAACUUGCCAGCAUUAAGGGGUGGCGCCAGAAUGACUCCUCUUCACAUGGCUGCUUUACAAGGAAAAAGAGAAAUGGCAUGGCAUCUAUAUUAUAAUACUAUUCGAGAUUUUGAAGAUGCCGAUUGGACUAUACUAUUAUUUUGCUGUGUCAAUACUGGAAUCUAUGAUUUAGCAUUGCAGUUGCUUAAAAAGAAACCAGAUCUUGCUUUUAGAAGGAAUGAAGCUAAUGAGACAAUAUUGCAUAUAUUGGCUAGAAAGCCUUUAGGUUUGAAACAAACGAAGCAACUUGAACUUGUCCAAUUCCUAUGGAGUAUAUUUCUGACUCAAGAUGAUGAGAAGAUUUUGGGCAACAUAAGAGUGCCUUCACCAGUAGUAUUUAACGCCAUAGAAAUUGGGAAUUGUGAGUUUUUGGCUGUGCUUAUGGGUACCUAUCCUGAGUUGAUAUGGGAAGUUAAUGAAAGAAAUCAAAGCAUAAUUCACAUUGCCAUUCUGCAUCGUCAUGCUAAUAUCUUUAAUCUCCUACGAGACAUUGGUCCAAUCAAAGAUUUCAUAGCAUGUUUCUUGGACAACAAAGACCAAAGCAAUUUAUUACAUAUGGCUGCAAAAUUAGCACCACCAGAUCAACUUAACUUAGUUUCUGGAGCAGCAUUUCAGAUGGCCCUUGAGUUGUCAUGGUUUGAGGAGGUGAAAAAGAUAUUGCCACCAUCAUUCAUAGAGAUGAAGAAUGCAGAAGGGUUAACUCCUCACCAACUAUUUACAAAAGAGCAUCAAGAGCUAUUGAGUAAAGCCGAAUCAUGGAUGAAGGGAGUAGCAAACUCUUGCAUGGUUGUUUCAACUCUUAUUACUAUUGGAGUGUUUUAUGCUUCAUUCAAUACACCAGGUGUUAUCAUUAACAAUAUAGGAAUCCCUACUUACUUGGAAAAAAGAUCACUUCUGGUAUUUGGCAUGUCUAAUGCAAUGGCAUUGAUCUCAUCAUCAACCUCCACACUCAUUUUCUUGUCUAUCAUCAUCUCACGCUAUGCAGAGAAGGAUUUUCUCAAGUCACUACCUUUGAAGUUGAUAUCUGGAUUGGCUGUACUUUUUAUGUCCAUAAUUAGCAUGAUGGUAGCUUUUGGUAGUGCUUUCUUCACUACAUACUAUUAUGGUUUAAACUUGGUUCCUAACUUCAUUUUUAUUCUUAUUUUAAUAGCUAUAUCCUUAUUUGUAUUUUCCCUAUUCCCAAUUAGGUCUGGUAUAUUUUAUUCAACCUACUUUUAUAGGACUCUCUUUUGGUCAUGUAAACGUAUGCUUUAUUAAAAAUGUCGACAGUUGUCUUUAUGAGUGAUGGAUAGAUCCAUGUAAUA
Messenger RNA from Neltuma alba, 1906 nucleotides. RefSeq lists its product as uncharacterized. Gene Ontology annotation, molecular function: protein binding. Gene Ontology annotation, cellular component: membrane. The record is from RefSeq and is a predicted model, not a curated record. The transcript has 7 exons. Lineage: Eukaryota; Viridiplantae; Streptophyta; Magnoliopsida; Fabales; Fabaceae. Bases 60 to 1859 code for a protein of 599 amino acids.